This is a messenger RNA of Suillus subalutaceus, 732 nucleotides long. RefSeq lists its product as uncharacterized. The coding region runs from base 1 to 732 and encodes 243 amino acids. The transcript has 5 exons. Lineage: Eukaryota; Fungi; Basidiomycota; Agaricomycetes; Boletales; Suillaceae. The record is from RefSeq and is a predicted model, not a curated record.
AUGCAGUUGAUAUAUCACACUGGUGUCAAUGGCAAAGGCCAAAACUGGCGUGAUUGUACACCUGACUUCAUUGAAUGCCAUCUCAAUCCUUACUUGGAGUUUGUUGGCACCAUUUUUCCGGAGCAUGUGAGGAAGACAUGUGCGCUCAAUUAUGUCCCUCAAAGUCCUCUGAGUGCUACUGUCAUUCCACCUACCAUGGACUUCGUGGGUGCAGCUUCUACCAGUAACACAUCCCCCCAGUUUUAUACCAUCUGGUGGACUUUGGACCUUCGACAAAUCAAACACACAGAGUCCUUUAUUGAUGAGACUGAAGUGCUACUCCCUGCACAUCCUGCCGCAAGUUCACUUGAUCCCCACACCCCAUUGCUCUACAAUAAAUAUCAGUCAUUAUCUUAUAAUCCGCCGCCGUCAAGCUCGCAGACUGGGACUGAAGUGCUCCUCUCUGCACAUCCUGCCACAAUCCACCACCGUCAAGCUCGCAGACUGGUACCCCCAAUUUUAUCAUGGACUCGUGAAGUCUGGGACCAGCAGGUAUCAUCUCCCCUCUGUUCCUCAACACCCCAUUUCCAAAUGGGGCCAAGUUAUAUUUUUCCAAACUCUCACCUUCCACGGUCUGGUUCCGAGCCUGCAAUACCUGCAGCCCCUGCAACACCUGCAGCCCCUUUAGCACCUGCAGCCCCUGCAACACCCGCAGCCCACCUGCAGCCCACAAUUGAUGAGCAUCUGGACUGA